AUGGACAGCAGAAACGCUCGGCAUCUCAAUCGCACCCCCGAGCUCUGGUUCGUCAGAGGAGGAGCGGCCGGCGGGGGUGCCAAGGCGCAUGUGGACCAGCACACGGAGUCCACGAUGUCGCUGCAGUUGGCGGGCCGCAAGAGGUGGCGCGUGGCGCCCAUCGCGCCGCGCGCGGCGCCGCAUGUCGUGAAGCUUUAUCAGGACGGGCAGAUAUUCGAGCGCGCGGAACGGGACACCUGGAACAUUGGCGAUGUGGUCCUCUCACCGGGCGACGCGGUUUUCUUCGGCCCAGGCUCCAUCCUAGGGGGGACCGACGCGGUGCCCAGCGCCUGCGCGGCGUCGAUAAUGACGUGGCAGUUCAACGUGCCCCUGCCCACUGGCUGGUGGCGCUCCUUCCUGCCCCGCAUCCGGUUCACGCCAGAUUUGGUGCACACGUGGCGCAUCUUGGACAAGGUCCUCGACGAGGCCGCGGUGGGCCCGGCGAGCCACCCGCUCUUCGGCGAGGGCGGCGACAGCGCCGCCUCCCGCGCCGAGCGCUCGCGGCUGCAGAAAGUCUGGGGAGACUUGCACGCGCAGGCGUUUUCUACGUUGCCGGAAGGUUUGCGGAAGUUGAAGCUCGGUCACCAGCGUAUUAUCGAAGAUUCCGACGACCUCAUGCAGAUGCCGAAGAAGAUCCGCGACACCGUCCUGGCCUGGGAGAGCGAGGCUCUCGCUCUGGACGCGCAGCUCGGGCCCGAGCCGCCUGGAGGUCCACGGCCACCCGCACACGCUGCACGCCACGGCGACUCGGCAGAUUUGUGA
Prorocentrum cordatum is the source of this 801-nucleotide messenger RNA. NCBI's taxonomy places the organism in Eukaryota, Dinophyceae, Prorocentrales, Prorocentraceae. The record is from the annotation of a GenBank genome assembly.